This is a messenger RNA of Cherax quadricarinatus, 3700 nucleotides long. NCBI's taxonomy places the organism in Eukaryota, Metazoa, Arthropoda, Malacostraca, Decapoda, Parastacidae. The record is from RefSeq and is a predicted model, not a curated record.
CUGUAUAUUAUUCAGUGCUCGUAGUUCGAGUGUUGAUUGUCUAACUACUGUAAUUAUCCCUUGUUGCUCGUUACGCUGCUGGCUUCUCUAUGUUGCUGGGCAGCAGCAGUCCACGGAGUCGCGUGAUCAGGGGGGGGUGAUGACACCUCACCGGGAGUAGUCUGCCUGGGCUGCUCAGUCUCUUGUCGGUUGGACGUUCUUCUAGCAAGACGUGCCUCUAGCUCUCCCUUGCUGGUCCUUGUUGGAAGAUUGUCUCUGUCUCUUUCUUGUUGUUGGUUCUGUGGAACUCUGUUCACAGAACAUAGUCUAGACUUAGUGAUUUUUGACGUACUGAGGUUGUCUCUCUCUUAGACACUCUGAGACACUCAGGUCCUGAGCUGUAGCUUCUGACCUAAUUUGUACUGGUAUCUGUGUAUUGUCACAGUCAGGGAUUUUCUAAUGCUGAACUUAAAUUCAGUAGUAUGGGAGUUUUGUGACUUUUGUGGAGGAUCUGCAGAUGGUCCCUACUUAGUGUCAUUACAUUAUCUUCUUGUUCCUGAUUCUGUGUCGCUAUUGCUUGUUAUAUUGCUGUUCGGCUUAUCAGUCAUUUUAUUGUUCAAGCAAGCUGUUCUGAUUGCCAGGUUGGUCAAGAAGUUAGUUUAUGUGAGGACUUUUAGUCAGUCACUGGUUAAGUCUAGUCGAGUCUUGAAACAUAGCGAACUACCUUGAGCACUUACACACACACAAACUUACAUGUAUAUAUUUGUAUUAUGUUAUUAUUUGCUAACAAUGUACCAGACAGUACUUAAAAGCCAAAAAGAUGUGAUAUGUGCCUUCAGCACAAUACUACUGUACACAAGAGAGGUGAUUAUUUUUAUUAUAUUGAUUACUAUAAUUUACUUUGAUAAUAAAUGCCUAGACAACCUUUUUAUUAAUAAACAUAUUAAAUUUUAAUUUCUUUAGUUAGUAGCCUACCAGUUGUAAACCUGAAGCACUAUUGAAUCUUACUGAAUUCUAAUGGAUAAUUGGACCAGGAUACUGACUACUUGUUACAAAAACCCAGUAACAGGCUGGAUGCUAGAAGGGCAGUCCUUUCUAGUGUUCACUGGAGAUCUCUAUGCUUAUUAGAUAUCACAUUUUUUGCAGCAAUAGGCACUUUAGAUGCAUUUGAUAUUGAAAAAAUGCUUUUUUUCCACUCAUGAUUUUCACUUAUCGCUGGGAGUUGGGAACCUAACAAUCAUAAAAAAAAGGAUUCUCCUGUAUUCCACUUGAUAUUUUUCUAAAUCUUGAACUAAAAGCAAAAGUUUCUUUUACAGUGGUUCUUUCUUAUUUCAGCUCACCUUUACAAGAGAAGAAUUAUAUUUGCUGCAGCGUAAAGCUUGUGUAAGUCUCAGAAAUGCCGUCUUAUGUACAGUAUAUAUAAUACCAGAACUGACUAUAACAUAAAUAGUGUCUGAAAAUAGUGCAUGUUUGAUGCACUAUUUGCACAUCAUCAGCUGGACUACUACUACUACUACUACUACUACUACAACUACACACCUUCAUUUUUAACAGCUUAUAGACAACUUUAUUCUCUAAUUCUGGUUGUUUCUCACAGCAGUUUUUUCUAUUGCAUUAGGAACGUAUUCAUCACAUCCCUGAACAUGCAUAAUGAACAUCAUAGGUGCUGAAGUUAAUUCUUUUUCAAAACAUAACAUUUAUAUAAAUAAUGAAUGGGAUAAUUUAUUAGAAGUAUUUAGAAGUGGCUGAUUAUGUACUACUAAUGCUUAUCAAAGUCAGACUAUAUCACUAUUUUUUGAAAAUUCCCAGUUAAAUGGAUUGUGACCUUAAUAAACUUUUGAUGCUAAGUGUAGUUAUUUAUCUGUUGUGAAAAAGUAGAAAUUAAAAAAUAAUUGUAUAUGUGAUACAUGAUCCAUGAACCUAAUCAUACUUUCUCAUCAUAAAAUAUUCCUGAAUUUUUCAUUAUCCUGCACCUAGCAUCUUAUUAAACUCUAGUUCACAUUUUUGUGCUCAUUUAAAUUUUUUGAUUAAAUGACAUUAAUAUGCACUUAUUGCAGUACACAUUUUUUUAUUCUUUCUGUGUGCAUAAUUCAAUGUUUAUAGGUAUAAAUGUUUAAACAGUAUUAAUUUUGCAUAUGUAUAAAAUACAUCACACCAUAAAUUACUUUUUUUAAUAUUUCAUCCUUUAGAACGUAAUAAAAUUUAGCAGAAAAAUUAUAAUUCAUUCAUGUGUGGCCUCAUAAUGUUACGAAUUUAUUUUCAUCGAGAGUUAUACAAAAAAAAAAAAAUACUUGUUACUGUUCAGUGCAAUGUAAACAAUGUAGAAAAUACUAUCCCUUAUAUCAAGUAUCAUUUUAAAGAGGCCUUACAGGAAAAAAUAAAUAGUUAAAGUUUUUUAUCAAUAUUUUUUAGUGUAACUUGCAACAGUUUGAACAGGAAAUAAAACCCGUUAGAAAUUUUCAAACUAGAUUAACAUUUGUGACAGCAGAAGAAUCAUUCUAGUUGAUAGAAAAGAUAAAUCAGUUUAGUUUAUAAUUAGAAAAAGUUGAAAAAAUUUCAAGGAUGAAAUAAGAGAGGUCAUUACCUAAAGUUAUUUAUGUCACUCUUCAGUAUGUCUAAAAUACAUAAAAGACGAAAUACUCCAGCAGCACAAAAUAAGUUACUUUCUAAAGAUAACCCACAUCAAUGCUCAGUGAGUCUAAGAGACUGUAAAAAAAAAUAUGAACUUGCAAAUGCUAAAAAAAGUCCCUCGGGAGAGAAAGCAUAUCAGUGUUCACAGUGUUUUGAAAGUUUUCCAAUAAAAUCUAAUUUAGUAUUACACAUGAGAAAACAUGCUGGGAAAAAAUCCUAUCAUUGCUCUAAGUGUUUCAAAGAAUUUUCACAAAAAUGUUAUUUAGUGUCACACAUGAGAAGUCAUACUGGAGAGAAGCCCUAUCCAUGUUCAGAGUGUUUAAAAUCAUUUUCACAAAAGCCUUAUUUAGUAUCGCAUAUGAAAAUUCAUUCAGGAGAAAGAGCAUAUCAAUGUACAGUGUGUCCAAAAAACUUUAAAGAAAAUGCUGACUUGGUAAAACAUAUGAGGAUUCACACAGGAGAGAAACCAUAUCAUUGUUCAGAGUGUCCAAAAGACUUUUCACAGAAGUCACAUUUAGAUAUGCAUAUGAGAAUUCACACUGGAGAGAAACCAUAUCACUGUUCAGAGUGUCUAAGAGAUUUCUCAAGAAAAUCUCAUUUGGUAGAACAUAUGAGAAUUCAUACUGGUGAGAAACCAUAUCAGUGUUCAGAAUGUUUGAAAAGAUUUUCUCGGAAAAGUGAGUUAGUAUUACACAUGAAAAUUCAUACAGGAAAACAUCUGUAUCAUCAGUGUUCGGUGUGUCUAAUUAAAGUACAAACAAAGUCUAAUUUAGUAAAGCACAUGCGUAUCCAUACAGGAGAGAAGCCAUAUAAAUGUUCGGAGUGUCUAAAAGACUUUAUUCGAAAAUCUGAUAUGGUUGCACAUAAAAGAAGUCAUACAGGAGAAAACCCUUAUCAGUGUUCAGAGUGUUUAAAAAACUUUAAUCACAAAUCCAAUUUAUUAAGACACAUGAAAAUUCACACUAAAGAAAAAUUACGUCUUUUCAGAAAAAUAUCCUAAUGUAAAUGAGAUCUUUAUUAAAAGAAAUUUUUGUCUGUAUGAAAUAUGUUGUAAAUACUUAGGAAAAGGCCUUAUGUAAAUUAAAUUAUG